This is a messenger RNA of Leucoraja erinaceus (little skate), 8051 nucleotides long. RefSeq names its product polymeric immunoglobulin receptor-like. Bases 1533 to 3314 code for a protein of 593 amino acids. The transcript is spliced from 9 exons. Lineage: Eukaryota; Metazoa; Chordata; Chondrichthyes; Rajiformes; Rajidae. The record is from RefSeq and is a predicted model, not a curated record.
UCUGCAGUGCUGACACUUUGUUCGCGCUGCUGAAACAAGGGUGUGUAGAUUCGUAUCUCUGAACCGCAUCUUGCGAGCAGUUCGCUGUAACACUGUUUGCUGAGCAGUGUUUGCAGAAGUCAUGGGUCAAAGGCGAAUGAAGACAUCAUGUAAUCGUUUUGCUGCAUCGUCGGUUCCUCUCUGCAGUGUUUUAGUUGAGCAAGUAAACAGGAAAUAGAUCCCAACAAAAGAUCCUUUACUGAGGGUCGCCAACGCUCAGCUAACAUCAAUUGCGGACACAUCAGUGUGUUACACCCAUACCACGUGAUACACAACAUUGCCAUUGAUGUACACAACCCGAAUAAACUGCACUGAUCCCCUGUAAUAUAACACACCCAGAACGAUAGCAGACAGCAGAUGUUAGGAUAUAUUAUAAUGCAACUAGUUACCUACAGAAUGAAAUCGUUGCAAGCAGAUGUACACAAUCAGCCAAUAGAAUGCACGUGAACAUAACUGAUAAUUUAUUAGGUCUGCGUUGCAAAGAAGACAAGUUAACAAUUCUAUUCACCGUGCAUAUUCUCCCUUGCUUUAACUUCACUAAGUGUAUCACUUUGCCCUUGUUUGAGUUACAUUACACAUGUCAGUUACAUUCCACAUCCCGCUUUCCCAGCUGAUCUCCAUCCUGUGGUAAUUCUAAACAAAAUUCUUCACAGUCCACUACACCAUUAAUUGUCAUUUACAAAACAUGAAUAUCAUGACAAUAGUGUUUCAAAGUUGGAAUUAAAUAGUUGAUGUAGAGAGAAGAGGCUCAAACUCCAAUUAACCUCAGCUGAUUUCGGGUCAAAAGCCCCUACUUCCUAACGCCAGCUUCCUGUCUUGUCACCGGCAAUAUGCCAAAACAAAAGUUCCAAUGAUUAUAUUUUUGAUCUGCCGAUCCACUUACAAAAUCAUCAAGAGGGAAUGAUCCGGAAGUGUACACAUCUUAGAAGUAUCUACUCUUCUAAAUGUCGUAUUUUAAUCAACGUGUCAUUGUUUACAUGAAGGGUCCCGACCCGAAACGUCACCUAUCAAUUUUCUCCAGAGGUGCUGCCUGGCCCGCAGAGUUGCUCCUAUCACUAUUCAGCGUUCACAGACUCUGAGUACAGAGAUAACCGCCGCUCCAUUCUUAUGGAUACAUCACACUUGACGAAGUGGGUGAAGCAGCUGUAAUACCAACGUGUAUUGGGCACUUGGACAGGUCCGUAGAUAGGGAAGGUUUGGGGAGAUAUGGAUCGAGCGUGGACAAAUUUGACCAACUUAGAUGAGCAUAUUGGUUUAACGCGUUGGGGAGAAGGGCUUGGUUCCUGCUGUAUGAUUCUGUGAUCAUCUGACCCAACCAUUUGUUAAAUAUAACCCUGAGCCUUUCACACUGCAUCGUGUCGAGCUGCUACUGGCUCGCUGUGGUUCACGAUGUGACUUCCUGUGCCCUUCUUCCUCAUUGCUAUUUGAGAGAUGCGGGUGUAUCUGAGAGCACAGAGCUGAGCGACAGGCAGACGAGUGCUGGCCUUGUCACUAUGGAUAAAACAAUGUGGAUUCCCAUUCUUCUCAUCUCUUCGCUACCCGUUUCAGGUGCAAUGCGGGGAGAGAGGGAGGUAAGAGGAGUUGUGGGAAGAGCGAUCACAAUCGAUUGUCACUAUGAACAAUGGUACCGCUCAUACACAAAAUACUGGUGCCGUGGGUGGACUAUCCAAUGUACAGUUUUAGCGGAUACAAAUGGACAACACGGACGGAGUGAAAGAGUGUCAAUCACAGAUAACCCGGCACGAGGAAUAUUUACUGUGACUGUGGAGGAUCUUCAGUCUGGAGAUACAGGAUGGUACAGAUGUGGAAUUCAUACAGAUGGCACGGAUCCAUACUUUAACGUAUAUCUCCAAGUAUCUGACGAACCAGUGUCUGCUCCUAUGCUCAGAUAUCUGUCACCAGCAAAUGCCUCACGUCUCGGAGGCUCAGUGUCAGUGUCGUGUGAGUCUGUCAGUGGAUCCCUUCCCAUCAAUUACACAUGGUGUGAGAAGAACGAGCAUCGGUGUUCAACGAUCUUGUCUGGCAAUCAAUUGGAUCUGAGUUGUGAAAUCCUCAGAGGUCAACAUCGUCAAUAUUACUGCACAGCCACAAAUAAUCGUGGGAUAAAACCCAGUGAAAUACUCAACGUGAAUGUCUCCAAUGGAGAAGGAACGUGCAGUUAUGUGACAGAAAUCAACAAUGCAGUUUCAGGUGCACUGUGGGCGGAGAGUGAUGUAAGAGGGGUUGUGGGAAGAGCGAUCACAAUCGAUUGUCACUAUGCAGCAGUGUACCGCUCACACACAAAAUACUGGUGCCGUGGGACAAGUCGCCAGUGUACACAUGUAGGUGAAACAAAUGGGAAGAGCGGAAAGGCGUCAAUCACAGAUAACCCGGCACGAGGAAUAUUUACUGUGACUGUGGAGGAUCUUCACUCUGGAGAUACAGGAUGGUACAGAUGUGGAAUUACUACAUCUGGCGAACCAACAUUUAAAGUAUAUCUCCAAGUAUCUGAAGAACCCGUGUCUGUUCCUGUGCUUGGAUUUCUGUCACCAGCCGAUGUCUCCUGUUUCGGGGGCUCAGUGACAGUGUCAUGUGAGUCGGUCCGGGGAUCGCUUCCCAUUAACUACACCUGGUAUGAAAAGACCCCAUCUGGGGAUUCAAAGAUCUCAGACAACAAUGCCCUGGGUCUACAUUGUCAAUCCUUCAAACAUCAGCACCAUCAAUAUUUCUGCACAGCCUCAAAUCAACAUGGAUCAAAAUCCAGUGAAAUGGUCAACAUGUCCAUCUCCAGCAGUGACGUGCCCUGUAGUUUCCAGGUGAAAAUCAACGGCACUGGACCUGAAUAUUCUUGUGAAACUUCGAAAGGAUCCGAAGAUUCUUCAAGGAUCAUUUACAUAGUUGCGUCUGGUGUCACUGUGCUUCUCCUGAUUCUCAUCAUUGCCUUCUUUUGGUACCGAAAGCGUAAAACCAAGGAAUCCAAGUGCAAUACAUCACGCGGUGAAGACAACAAUGAAACCCAGGAAAUGACAGCGUUGGAAGGGACCGACAUUUAUGCAAAUCUGCAGCAACCUGGAAACAACAGGGCAGGUGGCCAUUUGGAUAACAAUGAAGGUGGAAUCACGUAUGCAGUGGUGAAUUGUCAAAGGAAGUCGAGAUCAAGGGAGCAUGUGACUGACAACGCUGUCGUCUACGCAGAUGUCAAUUUUCAUCGCAACUGCCCAAAGGGCAAUCGGAAACCCCACUCUACUGGGACUCCAGAGAACACUGAGUCAAUCUAUGCCUCUGUUGUUUCUUAGGAGCUAUUUUCAAUUCGGUGUGAGUUUUGGGCAAUACUCGCUUCACCACUGUAUUCAGAUUACACUGCUUUAAUCUGUUCUAUACUUUGUCAAAGAAGGACACAAAAUGCUGGAGUAACUCAGCAGGUCAGGCAGCAUCUCUGGAGAAAAUGGACAGGUGGCCUUUGAGGUUGGGACCCUUCUUCAGAUGGUCUGUGGAAAGGUCCGGACCAUAAAUGGCACCAAUCCAUUUUCGCCAGAGAUGUUUCUUGACCAUCUGAGUUACUCUAGCAUUUUGGGUUAGUCUUUGGUAUAAACUGGCAUCUUUUUAUAGCUCUACUUUGUCAAACUCUUUCUGAAUGGUUUUGUUCAAUUCAUCAAGUGUCAUGGGUGAUGGGGAGAAGGGAGGAGAGUGGUGUUUGGAGGGAGAGGUAAAUCAGCGAUGAUUGAAUGGUGGAGUAGCCUUGAUGGGUCAAAUUGUCUGCUCCUAUCACUAAUGACCUUAUGAAUUCCACUCCCAUCACCAAUCUCUUUCAUCCGCAAGUAUAAUGAAUGGGCCUAGACCAUGCAUACAAAUGAUAAAAUGGCACUGCUUCCCAUUCUUGUCAUACCCACCCUCAUUCCCUCCACCCACAAGUUCCCCAACCCUCCCAUCAUCAUUCCUUGCAAGGGGCAGCCUAAACACAUCACACCCCAUUGUCUCUGGGCCAAAAUAUAAUGUGUUCAAGUCCAUAAAGGGGCAAUGGAUCAAGCAAGAACAUGGGUUCAAGUGGAUAGUGGGCUAAGUCAGAGAUGCCCAAGAUGCAGCAGACGUAAGUUCAAUUGGAAAUGUUGAUCUUUGCAGCAUUGCUACAGGACCUCUUCUCAAAUCUAGAGGUACUCUGUUAGAAAGAUACAAAGUUCUUACAGAGCAGCAGAGUGCAGGUGAAGGGAUGAGGUUUUCCUUGUCUCAAUUAUCCAAACGCAGUGAGGGGGGUUAAGUAGGGCCAAAGGGCCUGUUUCGGCGUUGUAUGAAUCUAUGACUCCAAUGCAAUCUAGCCUGGGAACAAUUGUUUCUUAGAUAUCAAAGGAUCUAUGGACAUAGAACUAGUACAGGUUAUUGUCAUGAUAAUGGAUAAGCUAUGAUUUUAAUGCAUAGUGUCGUCAUGAAGGACCUAGUGGGGCCUGACAUAUUUGUACAUUAAUUUUUUCACCCUACAAUACACAUUUAUUUGUGUACAACACAUUUCCAGUCAAUGCACCAACACAUCAAAGGCCAACGUGCUAUGGAAUGAAACAUUGAGUGUGAGCUGCAUCUUGCUGGUGGCAACGUGCUUCCAGUUAAUAUGAGCAGUUGAGCAAAACACACAAAAAAAAAACACUUCAGUGGGUCAAGCAGCAUCUCUGAAAGGAAGUGGACAGAUGACAUUUCAGGCCAGGACCCUACUUCAGACUGGUGUUACUUUUCUCAGAAUAUGACUGCAGCAGAAAUUCCCAAACAACCAAUGUUCAUAGGUUCAUACGUUUUAGUGCAGAAUUAGACCUUUCGGCCAUUCAAGUCUACUCCACAAUUCAAUCAUGGCUGAUGUAUCUUCCCCUCCCAACCCCAUUCUACUGCCUUCUCGUUAUAACCCCUGACACCCACACUGAUAAGGAAUCUGUCAAUAUCUGCCUCAGAUAUAUCCAUUGACUUGGCAUCUGCAGUUUUCUGGUAAAAUAAAUUCCACAGAUUUACCACCUUCUAACGAACGAAAUCUAGCCCAUAUCACUCUAAACCUAUCCUGUCCAGCGUCCCUCAGGUUCCUAUUAAAUCUUUGCCCCUCACCUUAAAUCUAUGUCCUCUGGUUCUCAAACUAUGUCCUCUGGUUCUCAGGUAUUCAGCAAGAACAUGUAGAAUAUAAGAAUGUUAGCUCAGGGAGAGCACCUUGCCCUGGCAGGUCAGUGGGUUUCAGGUAGAACACAGUGGCACAGCGGUAGAGUUGCUGCCUUACAGCGCCUGAUACCCAGGUUCGAUGCUGACUUCAGUUGCUGUUUGUAUGGAAUUUGUUCAUUCCCCCUGUGUCCGGAUAAGUUUUCUCUGGGUGCUCCAAUUUCCUCCUACUCUACAAAGACAUACAGGCCAUCGACUUAACUUUGCAGUUUACUUGCCGGUUUGCAAGCACGAGUAGAGGAGGGUGGGGUUUUAAGAGUUAAUGUGUACAUAACAGAUUGCAAUUUGCGCGUGGUGAGUCUGCUUUACUUAUUUAGAAUUGCUAACUAAUAAUGGUUUUGCAGAACUGAAAACGGUGUUAUGACUAAAAAGGGAAGAGACCCGAUACCAAAUAGUACUGCAGAGAAAAACACAUCUGUUCUAAACCGGUGCAGAAAUGUGCUGAUUGUGUGAUUAACUGGACCCGUGCUACUCAUGUAUAAAUAUACUGCCUGUGCACAGAAUAAUUGAGUGGGACCGCGAUGGGCAACGAUUAUGUAACCAUACUCGUGGAUGCUCUCCCACUCCCGCAUGCGCAAUAAAGGGCAAUUGUUACAUUCUUAAAAUGUGGUUUGUUGUUUGAUAGCGAGGAUAGAAAUUUAACAUUGGUGUAGUUGGCAGGAUCUCGCUGGGACCAUCUCCGACGACUGAGUAAGCGGCUGCUGUCUGGCCGGGACCUCGAGGGGUGUGAGAAGUGCACUAUCGGAUCCAUUGAGUCUUAACUCCCGAACGAGGUCCCGGGAAACCGCGGUCCCCGAGGUUGAUCUGGCUUCCAGCCGAGAUCCACAAGAACCAGAAGUAAGAGAAACAUCUUUAUAAUCGACAAGGGGUAGGUUAAUUGAACAUUCAGACGAAGAAGAAUGGGGUCUGUGUAAAUUAAGAUAUUAAUUGGACACUCCCAUCGUAAUUCCUUACAAGGGUCUGUCUAAGCACACCACAACUCAUUGUCUCUGGGCUAAAAUAUUGUGGAUUCAAAUCUGUAAAGAUGCAAUGGAUCAGCAAGAACAUAGGUUCAAGUGGAUAGUGGGUUAAGGCAGAUAAGCCCAAGACGUAAAAUGAUCGUAAAACCUAGGUAAGUGGCCUCACUGAAACUUGGUCUAGUGAGGAUUUUAGCUGCCUCAGUGACCAGUUGCAAAUAAAAUGAUCUUAAUUGAGCCCAUUCCUAGAUAGUGCCUAGCUAAGGGGAAAUGGGGAGUUGGAGGGGAGUAAUGUAGCGUGGAACUGCAGAACUAUUCAUAGCUUUUAUAGCCUAUUAGUGCAAGAAGUGAGUCACGUGUGUUUUAUUGUCAUACAGUGUGUACUUGCAGCAGCACAACAGAGUAAUAUACACGAUUUCCUUUAUCUUUUGUACUCCCUGAGAAUGCAAGUUGGAGGUAGGAGAGGAAGGUAAUGUCGAUGUGGUUGUGUAAAAGGCACUGAAUGUUUUGUAUCUGAGGGCAUCAGCCCCAGGAUAUGUGUAACCAAAGUUGGCCAAUUUGUAAUAAAAUAAUUGGUUCUGAAAACAAUCCCAAAGUCCACGUGAAAUGUUCCCGUCUACAACGUCCCUCCCCAGUAAAUGAGCACAUGACCUACGAGCACCUCAGUGCCAACUGGUAGAGUACGUCACUGCCUGAGCUGCAAGUUUCUGGGUGAGAUCCGAAACCAAGAAGAUUCAACUGUCAUGGCCACAUAAACCCUCCCACAAAAAAAGGCCAUUUCUGUAGCAGAAGUAAGUUCGAUUGGAAAUGCUGGUCUUAGCAGCAUUGCUACAUGACCUCGUCUCAACUCUAGAGGUUCAAAAUAUACAAAGUUGUUUCAGAACAGGAGAGUGCAGGUGAAGGGAUGAGGUAUUCCUUGGCUCAAUUGUCCAGAUGCAUUCAGGAGGGGUAAGUUGGGCCGAAGGGCAUGUUUCUGCGUUGUGUGACUCUAUGACUCCAAUACAAUCUAGCCUGGGAACAAUUGUUUGUUAGAUAUUACGGGAUCUAUGGAAGUAGAACUAAUAUUGGAUAUUGACAUGAUGAAGGAUAAGCUAUGAUUGUAAUGCGUCGUGUAGUUAUGAAGGACCGAACGGAGCCUGACAUAUUUGUUCCUUAAUUUGUUCACCCAAAAAUACAUUUGAUUUGAACAAAUUUCCAGUCAGUGUGCAAACACAUCAAAGGCCAACGUGCUAUGUAAAUAAAAUGUUAGGUGCUGAGUCAAAUGUGUGAGCUGCAUCUUGCUGUGGUCAACGUGCGUCCUGUUAAAAUGAGCAGUGAGCAAAACACAAAAAAAAAACACUUCAGUGGGUCAAACAGCAUCGUUGAAAGGAAAUGGACAGUUGACAUUUCAGGUCAGGACCCUACUACAGACUGGUGUUAUUUUUCUCAGAAUAUGACGGCAGCAGAAACCCACAAACAUACAAUGUGGAUAGGUUCAUAAGUUCUACGUGCAGAAUUAGGCUUUUCAGCCCAUCAAGUCUAUUCCGCCGUUCCUUCAUGGCUGACCUAUCUACCCCUCUCAACUUCAUUCACCUUGCUUCACCCAUAACCCCUGACUCCCAAACUAAUCAGGAAUAUGCCAAUCUCUGCCUAAAAAAAUAUCAAUUGAAUUGCCUUCCAUGGUCGUCUAUUGAAAUGAAUUCCACAAAUUCACCACCCUCUGACUAAGGAAAUGUGGCCCAUAUCACUCUAAAUCCUGUCCAACUUCCUUCAAGUUCCUAUCAAAUCUUUUUUCCCUCACCCUAAACCAAUGUCCUCAGCUUCUCCAACUAUGUCCUCUGGUUCUCAAGUAUUCAGUAAGAACAUGUAGAGUAUAAGAAUGUUAGCUCAGGGAGUGCACCUUGCCCUGGCAGG